AUGGCGGCAGAUAAUUCAAAGGAUGAAGAUUCUUUCGAAGAAGACAAUCAUUCUAGUAAUGAUAACAACAAGAAUGAUUUAAAUUAUUAUAUUGAAAAUAUUAGUAAAUCUUUAAGGAUCGAUUCAACCGAUGGAUUAUCACAAGAUGUAAGAUUGCAAAUUGCAAUCAAAUUAUUAAAUGAAGCUUUAAAAUUUUAUCCCAAUACUUUUGACUUGAAGUUUUUAGCACAUAAAAUAUCAGUAAGAAAAAGUGAAAUGACUCAAGCUAUGGAGCAGCUUAAUGAAUUGUAA
Entrophospora sp. SA101 is the source of this 291-nucleotide messenger RNA. Lineage: Eukaryota; Fungi; Glomeromycota; Glomeromycetes; Entrophosporales; Entrophosporaceae. The record is from the annotation of a GenBank genome assembly.